AUGUUGGGAAAGGUUAUCUCUCGAAGUCUUCAUGAUGUCGUUAUCGUAUCGGCCAGCCGAACUCCCAUGGGUUCAUUCCAGUCUGCUCUUUCUUCUCUGAGCGCUACCCAGUUGGGAUCUAUCGCCAUCAAAGAUGCCGUUGAAAAAGCUGGAAUCGAGGGAUCUGUUGUUGAAGAAAGCUACAUCGGAAACGUCUGCCAAGCUCACCAGGGUCAGGCUCCCGCUCGCCAGGCCACCCUUGGAGCUGGUCUCCCCAAUACCAUUCCUUGCACUACCAUCAACAAAGUAUGCGCUUCCGGAACCAAGGCCGUCAUGAUGGCCGCUCAAUCUCUCGCUCUCGGUCACAACCAGUGCAUGAUCGCUGGUGGAAUGGAAAGCAUGUCAAACGUUCCCUAUGCGAUGAAGCGAGCCGCUCCAGCUUACGGCGGUGUCAAGAUUGACGAUUUGAUUGUCCACGAUGGUCUUACUGACGCUUACAACCACUGCCACAUGGGAGUUUGUGGAGAAAACACAGCUGCAAACCUUAACAUUUCUCGAGCUGAACAGGAUGCUUAUGCGAUUAGCUCCUACCAUAAAUCUGCAGCUGCCUGGGAUGCUGGAAAAUUCAACGCUGAAAUCUGCCCAGUCGUCAUCCCUGGCAAGCGCGGAAAGCCCGAUACCACCAUCUCUGUCGACGAAGAAUACACUCGAUUCAACGAAGGCAAGUUCGGCAAACUCCGAGCUGUUUUCAAGAAAGACGGAACGAUCACUGCUGGCAACGCUUCUACCCUCAACGACGGUGCUUGCGCUCUCGUGAUGAUGACCGCUGAGCGAGCGAAAGAACUUGGAGUGACUCCACUCGCCCGAGUUCGUGGAUUCGCUGAUGCCGCUACUCAGCCAAUUGACUUCCCCAUUGCUCCAGCUUAUGCCACUCCAAAGGCUUUGAAGUGGGCAGGUGUCUCCAAAGAUGACAUCAGCCAGUGGGAAAUCAACGAGGCCUUUUCGGUCGUCGUUCUUGCAAACCAGAAGAUGCUCGAGAUCGACCCAGCCAAAGUUAACCCCAAUGGCGGUGCUGUUUCUAUCGGUCACCCCAUUGGAAUGUCCGGCGCUCGAAUCGUCGCUCAUUUGGUGCACAACCUCGAGUCUGGCCAGCUCGGAUGCGCCUCCAUUUGCAAUGGAGGUGGUGGAGCCGCUGCCAUCGUCAUCGAGAAGCUCUAA
Molecule: messenger RNA, 1197 nt
Organism: Oikopleura dioica
Lineage: Eukaryota; Metazoa; Chordata; Appendicularia; Copelata; Oikopleuridae
Source: the annotation of a GenBank genome assembly